Messenger RNA from Perkinsus marinus ATCC 50983, 870 nucleotides. RefSeq names its product fad oxidoreductase, putative. The coding region runs from base 1 to 870 and encodes 289 amino acids. NCBI's taxonomy places the organism in Eukaryota, Perkinsozoa, Perkinsida, Perkinsidae. The transcript is spliced from 9 exons. Gene Ontology annotation, molecular function: oxidoreductase activity. The record is from RefSeq and is a predicted model, not a curated record. Gene Ontology annotation, cellular component: cytoplasm.
AUGAACACCUCUCGAGCUUCUGCUGCGACCAGGGCUAUCCCCACAGCUCAGACGGAAAUCCACGGCACGAAGAGGAGGUGCGGCGACGGACAGUGUUCAUGGCUCGACAGAGGAACAACGAAGUCAAGUCGGCGGCUCCUGUGUCUCGGCCAAGAUGUGGCUGACCAGAUAACGCCCUUGGAACUCAACAAGUCCCUUAUAAGAGAGGCGAUCGACCUGGGCUUACUAGAGGUCCGAACUGCCGCUAAGGUGGUUGAUGUGGUCAUCGAGGAAGAUGGCAAAGCUGUUACUGGUGUAGUAUUGGAGGACGGCUCCAUCGUCUAUGGCUCAGAGGUUGUUCUAGCGAUGGGAGCGUGGUCUUGUGAGGCGGAGGUUUGUAGCAGUCUGGUGUACAAGGAGACUGGAAUGGCCGCAGUUUCUGACCCACACGCUCUUUUCUGCUCCAAUGACGCCAACGGGUGCCAUCUUGAAGUGUACCCUCGCCCGGAUGGUGACAUCUACAUCUGUGGACUGGGCGGAUCCCCUCAGCUGCGACCCGAUGAUCUCAGAUCUAUUGAUCCGAGUGGAGUACAGCCGGAGGCAAAAAGGGUGGCUGCUGGCCACAAGUCGCUCUCUGCCAUGACAUCUCUAGUCGAUCCUGGUAAAGAGCCCGAUAUCAAGCAGGCCUGCCUUAGGCCGCUACUACCGGAUGCGUUGCCAGCUAUGGGCCGGCUCUGUGAGGGCAUCAACAACCUAUACAUUGUGGCGGGCCAUAACUGUUGGGGUAUUCUCUGGUCCCUGGCUUCGGGAGAGGCAAUGGCUGAGCUUAUCGUUCAUGGCACAUCUGAGCACCUCAGUUUGAGUCCCUUCGAUCCCACUAGAUUCACAUAG